UUAAGUGUAAACUGUUAAGAUUGAGAGAGAGAGAGAGAAAGAGAGAACAAAAGAGAGAAGAGAAAACCCUAGCGUGUUCUUCAGUGACUGUGGGGGGAGAGAUUUCUCGUUAUUUCUCCGCCAAAUCCAGCUUUCUCAUCUGUGGAAUCGACGGUGGCUUUAGCUUAUUCACGCUGAGGAGUCCUCUCUGUGUGUGUUUCCUGAAUCUAGGGUUUGUAGAGAUCUAAUUCGUAGAUACGCAUCCCGAAUCGAAACGAGAGAGAGAAGAGAAACUAAGGAGAGGGGAGUCAUGUCUGAUUCUGAUAAAGAGGUCGAGAAUCAGAUUCUUGAAGCUGGUGUUAAGCUUCUUGACCCACCUUCUUCUGUCGAUGAGCUUCUUUCUCUCCUUGACAAACUUUUCCUAUGCCUAGCGGAGGUUGAACAGUCACCUCCUGAAUCAAUGCAGAAUGCACUCUCUCCAUUGAUGACAGCAUUAGUCGGUGGAAAACUCUUCAAGCAUUCUGACGUCGAAGUGAAAGUUGCAGUCGCUGCCUGUAUCAGUGAGAUUACAAGAAUAACUGCUCCCGAGGCUCCUUACGAUGAUGAACAGAUGAAGGAAGUAUUCAAGUUAAUUGUAUCAUCAUUUGAAGAUCUAGUUGACAAAUCUAGCCGUUCCUAUCCCAAAAGGAUCUCAAUCCUUGAAACUGUGGCUAAGGUCAGAUCAUGUGUUGUGAUGUUGGAUCUUGAGUGUGAUGCACUUCUUAUUGAGAUGUUCCAGCAUUUCCUCAAGGGUAUAAGAGACCAUCAUUCAGGGAAUGUGUUUUCAUCUAUGGAGAACAUUAUGACCCUCGUUUUAGAGGAAAGCGAGGAUAUACCUUCAGAGAUGCUGUCACCAAUUCUUUAUUAUGUUAAAAAGGAUGAUGAGGUUUCUCAAGUAUCACGGAGGUUGGCAGAAAAAGUUCUCAGUAACUGUGCUAGCAAGCUCAAAACGUAUCUGACUCAAGCAGUGAAAUCGUCGGGUGUCCCUUUAGAUAAGUAUAGUAACAUAGUGGCUUCGAUAUGUGAAGGGACAUUCAGUGCUUUGCAGCACGACCAAGCUGUUGCGAAUGAAAAAGAAGAUAGUCAAGGUCAUAUAACAAGGGAAGCGGAAGUAGAGGAUAAACAGAAGGCAGCAGAUAUUUGUACCCCUGAGCGAAUUGAUGCACCUAAGGAUGAAUCUAGUAAAUCCGGAGUUAGCAAUGGUGUGGCGCAACAGAAUGAUUCUUCCAUUGAUACUGAUUCCACAAAGAAGCACGACAAUACGGGUGCCAAAGAUGAGCCCCAACAACUUGAUAAUCCUAGCAACACUGACUUGGAUAAAACUUCUGAAGAGAAGACUGACGUUGAACAUCAGAUUAAGGAAAAAGAAAACCAAUCCAGUCCUGUCAAACAGGCAGAUUCAUCAAAAAGUUCAGAUAUCAAAGAGGAGACUGAACCUGCAGCACUCCUGGACAGCAAGGAUGUGUUAACUUCGCCCCCUGAUGAUCCAUCUGUGAAUGCAGCCACUUCUUCUGAGAAUGAGAAGAAAACAAGCGUGCAGGCUUCACCAUCUAAGACAUCAGCAGAUGAAAUUACCAAUGCCAGUUCUCCAUCAAGGGCUGAGGAUCUUCCUGAGCAAAGCUGCACUAAGAAGACUGCAAACCAGAAGGAAAAGGAGAGCCCAACAAAGGAGGUCAAACCUUCUGCUUCUGUUGCUACCGAAGAAGCUUCGGAAAAACCAAACACUUCUGAAGCUCAGAUGACGAAAAAGUCUGGAAAGAAGGUUGCUUCUUCAAGUAAAGCAAAGCCUACAAUUCCUCCUUCAAAGAAAAGCACUACUGAGACAAAAGCAGCGAAGCAGUCAGAGAAAAAAGCAGUUGAGAGUGAUAGUGCACAAGAAUCCACAAAGCCAAAAGAGGAUAAGAAAAAGCCAGGACGUGAGAAAGCCAUGGAAGAGGAGUCAUUACACACUUCGUCUGGUGAUAAUGAAAAAGCAGCUGUUUCCUCUGGAAAGUCAGCCUCAAAAUCAAAGAAAGAAGCAAAGCAACCAGUAGAAGAAAGUCCUAGUACAACCACAAAGAGAAAACGAAGUCUAGACAAAGGAAAGGCAUCUGAUCUACAAAACCAUGAUGAAAAUUUAGUUGGGUCGAGGGUCAAAGUCUGGUGGCCUAUGGAUCAAGCGUAUUAUAAAGGUGUGGUCAAUUCGUAUGAUUCUGCUAAGAAGAAACAUCUGGUUUGCUAUGAUGAUGGCGAUCAAGAAAUCUUGAACUUAAAGAAACAGAAGUGGUAUUUUCUGGAUGAAUCAGGGUCGUCGGAGGAUGAAGAAGCUGCUGAUCAGACGGAUGAAGAUAAAGAAGCCUCUACAGCGCCCCAGAAGAAGAAAGCUAAGACAGGCAAGCAAUCAAAGAUGGACUCAUCAACGAAAAAGGGUGGUGGAGCUGGAUCAAGUAAGUCUAAAGCUGCUUCUGCUGCCAAGUCUGGCAAGAAAUCCCAGGAUGACAAGAGAGAGAGCAAACCAAAGGAUUCGAAGGAAGCUGACAGAGAAGAAGAGGAUAGCUCUGAAGAGUCGAGCGAGGAAGAGGAAACCCCAAAAACCGUUGCUAAAUCAGGAAGCAGCAAGCUGAAGAAAAAUGUAUCGAAAUCUGGAAAAUCAAAGGACCAAGGAGCCUCUGGAACAUCCAAAGCUUCAUCUAAGAAAAAGGAAGAGACGUCCAAGACUACAACAACUCCAAAAUCCAAGUCAGGACCUGGAAAAUCUGCACCGGCGAAAAGCAAAACAGGAAAGGGAAAAGCAAAAUCUACACCUGCCUCCAAAGCCAAGGAGAGCGAUACAGAGUCAGAAUCUGAAGAGAAGGCGCAAGAAACAGCAACUAAAGGGAAGUCGCAGGGAAGUCAGGCAAAGUCUGGUAAGAAGAGGAAGCGAUGAGUGUCUGGCCUUUUGAGGAGAAGAAGGCUUGCGCUUUUUUUUUCUUUUCAAUCAUGAGUAUGUAAUUUAAGGUGCAAAUCUAAGCGUGAUGGGUGUGGUGGUAAUGGACUAAUGGUGGGUUGGUGGUGGCCGUGAGAAAAUGGUGAAGACUUGAUGUCGUCUUGGGCAGUAGAAGUGUAGAAUUGUUUUAAAACAAGAAGCGUAGUGGUGGUUUUCUAUUUAAUUAGGUUUGGUAUCAGCAUUAUGUAGUGUUAAGGUUGAUACGUAAGAUUGGCUUUGGUUAUUUUUAUUUUUUUGACCCACGUUCAUCUAUCUCUCCAUGAGUUCUGCAGAGAGUAUUUGGGUAGAUAAAUUCUAAACGCAUUUCGACUGUUAGCAGUUCUCUCCCCAAACCAUCAUCAUCAUUGAAAUUUGGAUUUUAUGUAGGUUGAUAACAAGUUGAUGUGUA
This is a messenger RNA of Camelina sativa (false flax), 3371 nucleotides long. NCBI's taxonomy places the organism in Eukaryota, Viridiplantae, Streptophyta, Magnoliopsida, Brassicales, Brassicaceae. The record is from RefSeq and is a predicted model, not a curated record.